Pogona vitticeps (central bearded dragon) is the source of this 1665-nucleotide messenger RNA. The record is from RefSeq and is a predicted model, not a curated record. Lineage: Eukaryota; Metazoa; Chordata; Lepidosauria; Squamata; Agamidae.
CAACAGGGGGACGCUCUAGCCCGCCCACCUUCUGUGGUCGAGGCAGUUACCAGUCACCUGACCGCGGCCCAGGCGAGGAGGGGAGCGGCCCGAGCAGCAGGCGGGUUCACGUGACUGUCUCGAGGUGCUUCGGAGGGCUGGGCCGUCCCGCGCCGGGCGAGGCUGAAAGGGGCGGCACCCGUGCCGGGCGAGGGGUUCACGCGAGGCCGAGGCUUCGAGGCCUAACAGCGCAGGAGGCAGCGGGGACCUCUGCUUCUGCUUCCCCGACUCCGGGCCAGCCCAGAGCCAGAGGAUUGGGAUGCCGAACACAGCCAUGAAGAAGAAGGUGCUCUUGAUGGGGAAAAGCGGGUCUGGCAAGACCAGCAUGAGAUCCAUUAUUUUUGCAAACUAUAUUGCACGAGACACACGGCGCCUUGGAGCAACAAUUGACGUGGAACAUUCCCAUGUUCGGUUUCUGGGCAACUUGGUGUUAAAUUUGUGGGAUUGUGGCGGACAGGACACCUUCAUGGAGAACUACUUCACCAGCCAGCGUGAUAACAUUUUCCGCAAUGUGGAGGUGCUGAUCUACGUCUUUGACGUGGAGAGCCGGGAGCUGGAGAAGGACAUGCAUUACUACCAGUCGUGCCUGGAGGCCAUCCUCCAGAACUCCCCCGAUGCCAAGAUCUUCUGCCUUGUACACAAGAUGGACCUGGUCCAGGAGGACCAGCGCGAUCUGAUUUUCAAAGAGCGGGAAGAGGACUUGAAGCGCCUCUCCCGUCCGCUGGAGUGUGCCUGCUUCAGAACAUCCAUCUGGGAUGAAACUCUCUACAAGGCUUGGUCCAGUAUCGUCUAUCAGCUGAUUCCCAACGUCCAGCAACUGGAGAUGAACCUCAGGAAUUUUGCUCAGAUCAUUGAAGCUGAUGAGGUUCUUCUGUUUGAAAGAGCCACUUUUUUGGUCAUUUCCCACUAUCAGUGUAAAGAGCAGCGUGACAUCCAUCGGUUUGAGAAGAUCAGCAACAUCAUCAAACAGUUCAAGCUGAGCUGCAGUAAGUUGGCAGCUUCUUUCCAGAGCAUGGAGGUCAGGAAUUCCAAUUUCGCCGCCUUCAUUGACAUCUUCACGUCAAACACUUACGUGAUGGUCGUCAUGUCCGAUCCUUCCAUACCUUCUGCUGCAACCCUGAUCAACAUCAGAAACGCCCGCAAGCAUUUUGAGAAGCUGGAGAGGGUGGACGGCCCCAAACACAGCCUGCUUGUGCGCUGAGCCCACCACCGCUCAGACCCUGCUGGGACUGUUUUUUUCUUUUUCCUAGGAGACCCUCUGACAUGGUGGGUGUCUGUUUUGUGGGCUUCAACAAUGAGUGUGCUGUUUUCCACCACCACCACCACUGUCUCUUUUCCUCCUCUUGCCGGACACGGGUCCGGCAGGUGACGCUGAGAAACACUGUGGCCCUCCCGGAACGGCUCCCUGCUAUGCUGGGGAGGGUCUCCCUGCGAGGGACCAGGAUUUGUCCUUGGGCCAAUGGUCACAGACAGAAGAGCCUUUCCCCACGUCCUGCUCUCUUCUAGAUUAUGAUCUACUACAAAGAUGAAAUAUUUACUAUUUUAUCAACAGGUUGCUAGAGUACAUUUAUAAAAAUUUCUGCUGGUCUUCAAUCAUGACAAUAAAUUUUGUUACCAGGGACUUGA